ACCCACCGGAAGUGCCGGAGUUGUGGCGGAAGUUGAUGUUUUCUGGAGACAGCAGGCAGCUCGAAAGGAGCGUGACGGCCGGCAGAGAUGAUUCAGGCGAUUCUGGUUUUCAACAACCACGGGAAGCCGCGGCUGGUCCGCUUCUACCAGCGCUUCCCCGAAGAAAUUCAGCAGCAGAUCGUCCGAGAGACCUUCCAUCUGGUUCUCAAACGGGAUGACAACAUCUGUAACUUCCUGGAGGGCGGGAGCUUGAUUGGUGGUUCUGAUUACAAACUGAUCUAUCGGCAUUACGCUACCCUCUACUUUGUAUUUUGUGUGGAUUCAUCCGAGAGUGAACUUGGGAUCUUGGACCUCAUCCAGGUUUUUGUGGAGACCCUGGAUAAAUGCUUCGAAAACGUUUGUGAAUUGGACCUGAUCUUCCACAUGGAUAAGGUGCACUACAUCCUCCAGGAGGUGGUGAUGGGAGGGAUGGUGCUGGAAACGAACAUGAAUGAAAUCGUGGCGCAGAUCGAAGCUCAGAACAGGCUGGAGAAAUCGGAGGGCGGCCUCUCGGCAGCCCCCGCCCGCGCCGUGUCUGCCGUGAAGAACAUCAACCUGCCCGAGAUGCCGCGGAACAUCAACAUCGGAGACCUCAGCAUCAAAGUCCCCAACCUGUCCCAGUUCGUCUGAGGCCGGAGGCUCGCCAGUCCCCCGACAGAGCCUCCCCGCGCCGCCCGGGAAAGAAGCCUCGGACCCGGAUCCGCGCUGCCAGGGAGCGGGCGGGGAGCCCCGUGCCGCUGCGGCGAGAGCCCUGGUCUCUGGCGCACGUGGCCGCUGCCGACGCGGGGGGAUCGGUGUGUCCCAGUCACUCGCCCCCUCUCCCUCUCCAUGCAGCCGUUCCCGGGGUUUGGGGUCGUACUGAGAGCCCCCCCAGCCCCCACUCCCCAGGACCCCCCCCCCCUCCCUAGAACAUGGUCUGAUCAGAAUCUUCUUCCUUCGCACCCCGAGGUGUCUGGCCCAGUCGCAUGCACUUCAACUCUGGGGCGUGGCAAGUGGCGGGCAGGGGCCUGCUGGCCCUGCCGGGUGGUCAGCCCAGCGUCCUCUCGUGUGGCCACGCUUCCUGGUGACCCUCCUGCCAAGGGCACCCGCCCCUGCCACCGUCCCGGCUCUGCCCUCGCAGGCGUUCCGUGGCGGAAAGCAAUCCAGACCCUGAGCCCGGGGCAGGCCCGCCGCGUCCCUGCUGGCUGGGGGACCACCCCCACACGGCACCCCUCCAGCCCAGCCAGGGGCGUCCCCCGUCAAAGGGGAGGUGGGGUCGUGUCUGUAGAAGGUAAAGCCGGCAGCGAAUCGAGCCUCUCGGAGUUCCGACUCUUUCCGGGUUUAAAAUACAUCGUCCUCACGAGGAGCAGACGGGUCUGGCGCUGUGUUA
Messenger RNA from Pipistrellus kuhlii (Kuhl's pipistrelle), 1408 nucleotides. Its product is annotated as AP-3 complex subunit sigma-2. Gene Ontology annotation, cellular component: AP-3 adaptor complex; membrane coat; intracellular membrane-bounded organelle. The transcript is spliced from 6 exons. Gene Ontology annotation, biological process: Golgi to vacuole transport; intracellular protein transport. NCBI's taxonomy places the organism in Eukaryota, Metazoa, Chordata, Mammalia, Chiroptera, Vespertilionidae. Bases 88 to 669 code for a protein of 193 amino acids. The record is from RefSeq and is a predicted model, not a curated record.